Messenger RNA from Neltuma alba, 2194 nucleotides. Its product is annotated as sodium/calcium exchanger NCL2-like. Gene Ontology annotation, cellular component: membrane. Bases 1 to 2172 code for a protein of 723 amino acids. Gene Ontology annotation, biological process: intracellular calcium ion homeostasis; calcium ion transmembrane transport. NCBI's taxonomy places the organism in Eukaryota, Viridiplantae, Streptophyta, Magnoliopsida, Fabales, Fabaceae. Gene Ontology annotation, molecular function: calcium ion binding; calcium:proton antiporter activity. The record is from RefSeq and is a predicted model, not a curated record. The transcript is spliced from 9 exons.
AUGAGAACCAUUCUGAGAAAAUUAUGCUUUGUUUUAUUCAUUAUUUUUGCAGUAACGAUUGUGGUUGAAGGGCGUCAUCUGAACUCCAGAACUUUACAUAACGAAUUGGUUUCAGAUGGAGUUCAUGAUGAUGAAAAUGAACUUCAACACAACAAAACUUACUUACUUUUUAAAGGCAUUGAAUUUGAACCAAAUUCUCAAGAAAAGUGCAAGCAAAUGUAUGGCUUCUUGCCAUGUUCAAACAGUAUUUUUGGCCAUCUGUUUCUGAUUUCGGUUUACGAGUACUUGUUGUUCCAUGGAGAAUCGUAUUUGGCUGACGGAGGUGAGCGGAUCUUCAAGAUUCUUGGUCCUGGGAUUUUCGGUGCAAGUGCCUUUCACAUCCUUAGUGCCCUCCCAGAGUCCUUAAUUCUUCUUGUCUCUGGACUUCUCAGCAGUAAGGAGAUUGCACAAGAGUAUGCUUUUACUGGAGUUGGCUUAUUGGCUGGAUCAUCCAUCUUGCUCUUGACAGUGGUAUGGGGAACCUGUGUUAUAACUGGGGCCCAACAAGUUAACAAUGAUUCGAGUCUUAGAAUCUGUGAUGAUUCUAAUUCAAUACCAACAAGACUAAAAUCAUAUUUGACUGGUUAUGGCAUUACUACAGAUUUGGAGACCAGCCACACUGCAAGAAUCAUGCUCGUCUCUGUCAUACCACUCAUAAUAAUGCAAUUCCCUAACUUGUUUCAACUCUCUUCUGGGCCAAGAACGGCGACUUUGAUAACUGCUCUCAUCAUUACUGCCAUUUUUCUGCUCUUGUACUUCACUUACCAGAUUUUUGAACCUUGGAUACAGAAAAGAAGAUUGGAAUAUGUGAAGCGAAAUCAUUUAAUAGUAAGAAUAUUACGACAUGUUGAGAAGAGUACCCUGGAGAGGAUCCUCACCAGGAAUGGAUCUCCAAAUAUAAGUGCCAUAAGAAGGCUAUUUAGAGAAGUGGAUCAAAAUGGAGACAGUGUUGUAUCAGCUUCUGAAGUAAAACAGAUCCUGCUUAAGAGCAAAUCAAGUGAAAGAAGUAUCAGUGAAGAGGAAAUAGAAGACAUGUUAAGAAUUUUUAACUUGGAUGAUGACGAAAAUAGAAUAACUAAGGAUGAAUUUGUGGCUGGCUUUAUAAAAUGGCUUGAACAAACCAAGUUUGCUUUGAAUAAACAAUAUAUGUCAAGGAAAUCACUCAAGGAGUUAUAUCAGGUUUUUGAGCCAUGGAUUGAGAAUAAAAGAAGAGAACAAGAAAGGAAGAAACAUAUCAUAUCUGAAAUCUUCAGGCAGAUUCAGAGCGAUUUGGUUGUCAGCCUCCUUACUGAAGAUGGCAAACCUGACGAAAUUGCUAUUAGAAGGUUAUUCGACAAGAUGGAUACCAAUAAAGAUAACUUCAUUUCCCGGCCUGAGUUAAGAAAACUACUCAAGGAGAGCAAUAUUGCUAAAGCAUCAAUAGAUGUGGAGGAAGCAGCUAAUAAAUUCAUUGAAGAGCUUGACGUUAACAGGGACCAUGUGAUUAGUGAGGAGGAAUUUGUUUCUGGGCUCAAAAAAUGGCUCAGCUCAUCAUCUCCCGGUCGUGUUCUUCUCUCAGAGUCAGAGUCACAAGAAGAUUUACUUCAGAUGUGGGAAGAGACAGACAUGGUGGUGGAAGAAAAUCAAAGCAAAGCAGUGAUUGAUAAAUCGGUAUGGGCAUGGCUGAAGGCAAUAAUAAAUGUAGUGGUGGGGAUUGCCAUGUUAUCGGUCCUUGCAGAGCCCUUGAUAGAAAGUGUACGCAGGUUUUCAGACGGUGCAGGAAUUAAUGCAUUCUUCAUCGCAUUUAUAUUGAUCCCAUUGGCCACAAAUGCUAAAAAAGCAAUUUCUGCAGUCAAAGAAGCAAGCCAUAAGAAGUCCAGAACUACUUCUCUUUCCAUUUCUGAGAUAUAUGGAGCGGUGUUCAUGAACAAUGUGCUGGGAUUCUUUGCGAUCUCAGUUCUGAUAUAUGCUAGAGGAAUCACAUGGGAAUUCUCAGCAGAAGCACUGGUUGUGGCUCUGGUUUGUAUUGUGGUGGGGCUUGCUGCCAGUUUUAACUCCACUUUUCCUAUAUGGUCUUCCUUCUCUGCGUAUCUCUUGUACCCAUUCUCUCUUGUCCUUGUUUUUCUCCUCAAACAUGUUCUUUCCUACACUUGAGCACAAUUUGGAGUGCACCUUU